Nothobranchius furzeri (turquoise killifish) is the source of this 835-nucleotide messenger RNA. Lineage: Eukaryota; Metazoa; Chordata; Actinopteri; Cyprinodontiformes; Nothobranchiidae. The record is from RefSeq and is a predicted model, not a curated record.
CGGCCCACCUGCAGCUCCUCGGUCUCCCUGCUCCGCCGGGCCUGGCAUACCCUCCCCGGAGAACCCGGAUCAUCCAGGAAACCGACCACUCUGCGCUGCGGCUGAUCCAUGUCUCAAAACGCCUGUGGAAGUUGUGGUGUCAAACGGCAUCGGCCUCACGGGAGAUUUCCCUGAUGACCCAGAGCCAUACGUUGUGGUGAAUAUCGGCAAUCAAACUCGUACAACCCGGGUGAUUGAAUCAACGUCAAGCCCAGACUGGUGGGAAACAUUCCACUUUAACCCCGAUCGCGUCAGCACCAUGAAGAUAAGCGUCUGGGAUGAGGACAGCGGACUCAGAGGAGACUACAACCUUCUGGGAACGUGCGAGGAGAAACUGUUGAAAAGUAGGUUGGUCCACGCUAAAGAUCAAAUAGGCUUUACACCUCCUUCACUGAAGAGGAAACAAGCUAUGGUGGGUGUGUCUGCAGAGCUCAGCUGUAUCACAUCAGCGGUCAGGGGAUUUAAGGGGCGGCAGGACAGCUCACCAGUGCCUUGGGUUCCAGUCACAUUCAUAUUCGCUUUCUACAAUAUCACCGGAACCAUCAUCAACAUUCCAGUCCCGCCAUUUGCCCCUGAUCGCCUGCUCUCCGCCACUCACCGGCCCACCUGCAGCUCCUCGGUCUCCCUGCUCCGCCGGGCCUGGCAUACCCUCCCCGGAGAACCCGGAUCAUCCAGGAAACCAACCCCACGGAUCCAUUUCCUGUCCUUGGGAAGCUACCUCUACCGCACCAUUCAAAAUAAACCACUCUUACUGAACUUCCGACUCCUGGUGGUGAUUCUUCAUGUCGAGGGUUAA